UCGUAGCGGCUGCUCGAGGCGCAGCAGGAGCUCCAGCAGUCAGUCAACCCGGUUAACACAUCUGCGCACAGCACACAGUGAACUCCGCCGUUACAAAAUGGAUUUGUCAAUAGACACUUGAGCGAGCGGACGAGAGCAGCGUUUUGCGAGUCUGUGUGCGAGCGACGAGUGGCCCAAGAGGAAUGCCGAGUUGCUAAUAUACAGGGUGCAGCAAGCGAGAGGAGGCCAUUAUGGGCUGCAAGUUGGGCAAACUGGUCAGCUCCCAGGGGGGCAAAGGGGGCGGCAAAGACGGGCCUCCGGAGCCGCCGGCGCCCGCGCCUCCUGACCCGCGCCUCCCGCUGACCGCCAAGCAAAAAUACAACAUCAUGGCCUCGUGGAAGGGCAUCAGCCGCGCCAUGGAGCCCACCGGGGUCUACAUGUUCAUCAAGUUGUUCGAGGAACACGCAGAGUUGCUCGAUCUGUUCACCCAUUUCGCCGAACUGCGGACCAAAGAGGCGCAGCAGAGUUCCCUCGAGUUGGCCGAGCACGCCACCAAGGUGAUGAGCACCCUGGACGAAGCAAUACGCACCCUCGACACUCUGGACCAGACGAUACAAUACCUGCACUCCGUGGGCGCCGUGCAUAGACGCAUACCCGGAUUCCACAAGGAGUACUUCCAGCGAAUAGAGAAGCCGUUCUUGGACGCAGUCAAGACUACCCUAGGUGAUCGUUACACAGAUAACGUGGACGUGAUUUAUCAAACAACAAUCAAAUUCAUCAUCGCCACGCUGGAGGAAGGCUUCGAGUUGGGUGCGACGAACCCCGAACUGGCAAAUUCGUACGUGGACUACAGCAAGUCGUGAGUGCGUGGCGACCCCGUCAGCGGAAUAAAAAGUGCUCGUUUGUUAUCAGAUGCAAUAAAAUCAAAAACCUUUCUUUUUACGCGAUCGAGUGAGCAGGUGAAGAAGGGUGCGAGAAUCGCGCGCGGGCCGUCAGAUUUCCGAGGGACCCGCCUUGUGCUUUCUCGGAGCAUUUCGUGUGUAGUUGUUGCGAUUUAAUUCCGAAUCGGAGAGAGCGUUAAUUAUCCCGUGGAUGUACGUCUGGAGCACGUCUCAUGAGUGUGUGUGUGUGUUCUGUAAUAAUGCCGUUCGUGUGUAAUGUAACUCGUGCACGGAAAGCAUGUGUGUGUUCUCUGGUAGAUGCUGAGCCCCGAAAACAUGUAUAGGAUGUGCCACCGCAAGAGGCUCUCAAAGCGCUGGCUGCAACGACACUAUACUGCUCUACACUAUUUCUAGUCAAUCUCACACAUACACGUAAAACGACUGAGCUUAAAUUUAUAACGCCUGUUAAAAUUAAUAUACGCUCGAAUAAUAAUAACGAGGCCAGAGUUGAACGUGCGCGCACCCACAAACUUAUCAGCGAAAUUAUCGAUUUUCACCGCAGAGGUGGAUGCAAGGCGAGCAAAGCGGCAUUCUAAAUUCGUCCCCGAACUGGUUGUGUACCCUCUGGGAAGGCGACAGGCAGCAAAACUCAAUUCGACCUUCUGUCAAGCGCUAAUCCGGUCAAACUAACUAACUGAAACUUACUUCCUAUCGAGGGCCAGUUGUAUGCAACCCGCUCAACUCGGACGUGGUGCAGAUUGCAUAACUUGAUUGGAAAACAAUGCUGUUUUAACAAUUGCAAAGUUUGAUUUUAUCGUUUCGCGCUCAUGACAACGUAAAUUUAAAUGAUUUUUAAUUUUUAAUGGAACAUUUUAUUAAAUUUAAUUAAGACUCUCUGAGAAGUAAAAAAAAAUACAAAUGGAAUUGGACAAGUUUUAAUUUUCCUGGAAAACUGCAGGUGUGAUAAGAUUUGUAUUUGGUUGAGAAGCUGUAUGUUAUUUCGGUUAUUUCAAAGUCAAAAUCUACUUGUGGGGCAAAAAAUUUGAAUCGAAAGGGAAUUAUGGAUGGAAGCAAUAAGAAAAUCUCACUUCAGAACAAACCCCUUUGUUUCUUCACACUUUGUUCACCUUCUGUCUAUAACUCCUGCACUUAUAUAUUGAGAUUUUUGCCUUCAGUAUGAAUCCAAGAAUUCCUCUGCUUGACUUUAAAUUCCAUUUAUUUAAUAUUUUUGUAAUUUCAAAAUUAAUUUUUAUCUCUUUCUCUUCCAAAUUCCUUUCUUAAAGUUAGCGUGAUAUUCUCAAGUUUGAAUUUAAUGGAUUCAAAAGUUUUAAAUAUCUGCCAAGCUUUUUAGCCAAUUGCAUCACACCUCGCUCAACUUCAAACACAAAUUAAUUAAAUUUUAAUGAAACUUGAUCAAAAUUUCAAGGGAAAGAAUAAAAAAAAGGGGCACAUCUCCGUCGGCGAAAUAUUAAUUUCCGCCCUCGCGUCAUGAAAGUUGCUGAAUCAAAUUUUGCAGACGUUGCCCGAGAGUUGGUCGGGUCGUUAAACAAGCACUGCCUGACAAUUUCGCAGAUAAUCAAAAUUUUCCACCACGAGCGGUUUCUUUCACUCCUCGCGAGAAACGACGCUAAAAAGCACGGUGAUAUAUUUUCGAAAGAUUUUGCUGAUGACUCUGGUCGGUUUUUAAACGGUCGCUAACUAAACCUCAAAGUAAAUGCCUUAAAGCAAUUAAAUCUAAUCACCGCGCGCAGCCAGCAGCGCCGAACGAGAGCUAGCAAACUGCUGCCGCACUCAUUAAAAUGCAAAACACCUGCCAGCCUGGCCACCCUAAUUAAUCGGGAGCGGCGUUUGUGUGUAUGUUUGGUGCACCCCCUCUCAGGCUGAUUGAUGCAGGUGCCGUUGUUGCAGUGCUGCGGGCUUGCCUACUAAUUAUUCAAUUAGUACGAAAAUCAAUUCACGGCGGUCUGUGUGGCGGAAAGGCGCUAAUCUGCGCGCAAUUAUCAUCCUCGCGUGUGUAUGAGUGUGGACGAGUGCAUUGAUCGUGUGUGCGUUCAAAGGCAGUCAGUCCUUGCACAGUUCGAGUCGCAGAAAUAAAGGGCGUGGAGAAAGUUGGCAAAGUUUGCGUCGUACCACUUUUUGUGCGCGACGACCGUGUAAUUAGGACUGCUUUUUGCGCCAAGACGCUUCCAAGGAUUAAUUAAUUAUGGCAACACUACCCCGGCGUGGGUUGCGAUUUCAAUGGAAGUCGACAAGGCUAAUUUCAAGCAUUUUGCUUUCAUCAGAGAAUUGUGAAUUUCCAGAAUUUCUAUAUUUGGGCUCGUUUUGUAUUACGGAAAAUUAUGUUGCAAAUGGAAAACGGCUUCAAAUUAAUCAAAGAGAAGCCUUUGCUUUCAUCUCUUUGCCUGACAAAUUAAAUGUACAGCCUUUUAAUAAUGAGACAGGCUUCAUAUUUGUUUAAUUGGUUUUUUUUCUUCUUAAUUUUGUUAUAAAACUCUUAAAAUUAAUAUAAUCUCAAUGCUUCAAUAAAACUUAACACAAAAUUUAUUUUAGCCAUUUAAAAAAAAAUUUGUCUGCAAAAUAUAAUCCAUCAUUUAUUAGAAAAUAAUUUAUCUGCUUCCAUAAAUCGGCGCCCAUCACGCCCAGGAUGAAUUCGUCGCUAAGAAAAAUUUUCGGCGUCUCUUUUGACAGCUCCAAUGAAGCCAUUUGGAAAGUUCUUAAGCAAUUCCAGGCAGCUCCUUCCCUCAGAUUUCGUCGCCGCACCGUAAAAUUUUAUGGGCCGGUGAUACCACCGCGAUUUAUGAUCUCGGGGCUAUCCCUGCUUCGCACGCACGAUGAAAUUUUCCGAUUCAGACGGGCUGCGAGCGAUUAGGAAAAAUAUUUGCGCGCACUCAAACACACACGAGCCUCGCCUCUUCGAUAGAAUAACAGAGUAGACUGAAAAAUCCCACUCGGCAAUUUUCGUUCUCGCCGCAACUUUGACUACCUCGCUCUUGCUCGCACUCUCUCCUGUAACUCGAUUAUACGCCUCCGCCGUUUCUCGAUCUCGAAUUUCGCCGGUGCAAAAAUAAUUCGCUACACGUGGCGCAAUCAAGCAGGAACAGGGGUGAGCCGGCUGAGCGACGUGUUGGCGUGUUUUUAUCAUUGCAGUUGUGUUCACGAAUGUCUGUUCAAUUUUGGCGCCUAUCAAUUAAAAGUGUGCGUGCGUUUUGAGUAAUUAUCGCGUUACACGCAAGGAACAUCCACGAAAACGUGCACCCCGUAUGCAAAUCCACUCCGAGCGUGUCAAGAAAUGCACAUUUUUAUUUCCAGACGAAAAACACGUGGAAUGGUUUUUGAUUAAGAUUAAUACUUUAAAAAAUCCUACGUGCAUUUCCGUUGAUUUAGAGAGAAAAUUUUUUAUGAUACAAUAAUUUUUGUGAUAUUCCAGUUACCCAGCUGUCAGCAGUAGAGAAAAUUAGAAAUUGAUUUACUGCGGACAAGCUUAAAUCUAGUUUUAUUCAAUAUGCCAGCCUUGCGUUUGGCUACACACUGUAUGUAGGCAAUAGGAGAUCGUAGCUGUUGCGCAGGUUGCAUAUAUUUGUCCAGACAUAACAUUCAUCCAGAAACAGAUUUAAAUAGCAUGUAUGCCGUUUCCGCGAAUGGUCCUUGUUGAGGCAAUUUGAAGUUUUUACGCGACGCAAAAGAGUGAAACCUAAGUGUACUAACUGUGCAAAAAAGUAUGUAAAAAAACAACGUUGUGCGAACGGUUGGCUCUCCUGUCCCAGUGGGUGAGAAUGAAAUUCAAUCGCGAGAGGGGAUCAAAUCUUAAUUUAUUUUUGAUCAAGUAAAUUUCCCCUGGCAACAAACAAUUUUGAGGGUUCGAAAUUCAAUUUUAAGAAUAUUGUGGACUUCUUACCCGUUCCAAGAACUGGAAAUUUUGUGUAAAAUGUGUCAAAGACAAAAACGCCUCUGGACGAUGUUUUACCGAACCCACAUAACAGUCGAUGUCAAAAUUUUAAUGUGUUGAAAGACCAACGCCACCAAAUGUCAUUACCACAACCACACUAAUUACUACCGAUUGCUGAGGAAUUGUACCUUUUUAGACGGCAAGUGUGUUUACCGAGGAAAAUAAAUAAAUUAUCACUAUGUCAUUUUGUACAGAGUUAUUAUUAGGGCCGAUCGCGUUAGAGUCAUCUCUGUUCAAGCAGGGUCUGUCUGUGCGGUGAAGGGAAAGAUCACAAACAAAAAUGUAGGUUGUUUUAGGACCGUAGAUUGGUUUUGUUUGUUAUGACGGGAAAUGACGCUUCAAAACAAGUGUGUCUUAAUUAGAUAUUUUAUUAAUCAAUAGUGAGCCGCGAAAAGGAUGUAUGAUUUUAUCUCAAAAACAGAUCAUUGUUAGAGUCAAUUAAAUAGGGCGCCGAUAAUAAACGAUAGACUUAAUUAAAUGGCAUUAAGACUUAAUUUGUUUUGAGCACGAUUUCCCUUGGGUCAUAUUCCAUUUAUGUAAUUAUCAUUAUUAUUUGUUAGGAGUUUUCUGUUUUGUAUAAAAAAGAGAUCUCAAAUUUUGCACUAACUUUGUAUUAACAUUUGAAGAAAUAUUUACUUGAUGUAUUGUACAAUAAUUAAUUAUUACCAUGAAAUCGUUUAUUAUGCUUUUAGUGAGAACUGUUGAAUUGUUUGCUUCUUGUGUAACGGAAAGGAAAU
Molecule: messenger RNA, 5543 nt
Organism: Neocloeon triangulifer
Lineage: Eukaryota; Metazoa; Arthropoda; Insecta; Ephemeroptera; Baetidae
Product: neuroglobin-like
Exons: 3
Coding region: 231-842 (203 amino acids)
Molecular function (GO): oxygen binding; heme binding
Source: RefSeq, a predicted model, not a curated record